AUGUUAUGGUCAGGUAAAAACGCGAAAAAAAAAUCCAAAAGAAAAGAAAAGUCGUGUGGUACUGCAAGGCUGUGACUCAGAAAAGAGAGUGUAAAAGGGAGAAAGUGGCUAAAAAGCGGACGCAAAAAAAUACGCCCAGAAGUGGAGCUACGCCGAGGGGGAAACAUAUAUACAUACGUAGUACGUACGUACGCUCGUGAAAAUAUACUCGUGUAUUUUUUUGUGCCUGCCGCCACAGGCGAACCAGAGCUCGAAGCCAACGAACGAUGGAAACCAACGCAGGCAGUAGCGCCACGGACGAACCCGCGAAAAGCGCGGACUUAUUCAAAGACGAAGGCGACAUCGACGAAAGGGGCAUCGGCGCAAACGGCACUGUGGAAGGCGGAGACGUCGAACGUGGAAACGGCGAACGUGGAAAUGUCGAACGCGGCAACGUCGAGAGCUUCAAAAAGAGGAUGAAGGCUGCGAAGAGGAUGCCGUCCAGGAAGAAGAGGAGGGAAAUAAAGGACGCCGAGUCGGAGGAAGAGCAGGACGCCCUGGAGGCGGAGCAAAAAGAGAAGGGAAAGGCGGUAGAAAUGGGAGAAACGGGGGAAGCCAAUUCGGAGGGAGAGCAACAGCUCGAUGGAGACCGCGGCGGAAAGGGUGAACAGCACCCAAACGUGGAGGACCCAGAGGAAGACCCCUCGAAUGAGAUCAGCCCCGGGAAGAGGAAAAGGAAAUCAAAACUGAAGAAAAAAGGCGAGCAAGAACAAGUUAACGAAAGGAGCAGCCACUCCGCGAAGGGCGACAUUACCACGAAAGACAACAUCUUUGGAGACGAAAACUUUUCUGAUGAGAGCCAGGGCGGUGAAGGCAGCGCGGGGGGCGCAGGUGGCCCAGUUGGCCACGAUGAUGAGGAUGACGGCGAUGACGAUGACGACGAUGACGAUGACGAUGACGACGAUGGCGAUGACGACGACGAUGACGACUAUAACGAGCACGAGGACCAUGCCAACCAAACGAGCGAAAGGAAAAAAAAAAAAAAAAAGAGAAAGCUGCGCCACAGCAAGGGUAAACGCACGGACGAGGGCGGCAAGAGGAAAAAACUCAAGUCGCCCGCGAAGAAGAGCAAGUUUAUAGAUAGCGUCGCGGAGGAAGGGGAGGAGGAAAGCGAAAGCGAAGGAGACAGCGAGGAGUACGAAGAGGAAGACCUAAUCAUCGACGAGAACGAUCAAGGGGGGGGGAAAAAAAAAAAAAAAAAAAAAAAAUCACCAAGCAAUGGGAACUUCUCCGCUCUGAGUCUACUGGACGAUGAAGGAGACUACGACAACGACGACUUAGUCGAUUCGGGCAAAUCUGAAAAAAAGAAAAAGUCCCAUUUUGAUGAAAUACUAGAAAAUUUAAAGAUGAAACGAAAAAGAGUGCAAAAGAUUUCCGAAGACGACGGUCUGCAAUAUUGCGAAAAUGUUUUAAAUCAAAUGAUAUUAAUGCAUGAGCAGGAUAUAAAAAAUAUAAAAGAAAAAAAACCAGCAACAGCUAAGUUACAAAUAAUUGACCAAGUGUGUAUGAUUCUAACCAAGCCGAAAUGGAAACCCUUUUUUAUGAAGUUAAAUAUUUACCACGUCUUAGCAUUAUGGCUAAUGCCCCUUUCGAAAAAUACACUCCCGAACUUUACCAUCCGAACGAACUUAUUGAAGGUGAUACAGCAGCUGCCCAUUACUAUAAAAUCCUUGAGGGGUAGCCAGCUUGGUAAAAUAAUGACCUACCUACACACACAUAAAGACGAAACUGAUGAAAAUAAAAAACUGAUUAGGACCAUUUUGCAAAACUGGAUGGGUCCCAUCAUAGGCAUUAAUACAAACUAUAAACAAUUUUUAAAAGAAAGGCAAAAAAGAAUUUUAGAAAAUCCGGAAUAUCACAAGAAGGUCCUCGAAAAAGCAAAAACUUUGAUCCCCGACUCGAUUAGCAUCGAGAAGGAGGAAGAGCAAAAUGAAUUGAAGAAGCAUGCCACCAUCCCCUUCAACAGCGAAUGCUCCUUUUUGAUUAACGUCCCCUCUUCUGUGCCCAGCUCCAGCAAGAAAAUGAUGCCCAAAAGUAAAAUUAAGAGGCUCACCGAUAAUAUGAAACUGCUGAAGAGGGCUCGCAAGUCCCAGAGGGUCUCCAUCGAGGGCAAGGGGGUUGCCCUGUAGAUGCACACACACAUGCGCAUAUACGCAUAUAAGCAUAUACACAUAUACACACAUAUAUGUGUGUGGUGUGUAGUGUGCCCCUCCCUCUGCUAGCCACCAGUUAAAGAGUCCCUUUUGCCCAGCACCACGGUGAAGUCUCCGUGGUGGGGCCUUUCCCCGUGGGUAACGCUCCCAUGUGUACAGAUGUUCUCCCACGUGCGCUCUCCACUGAAGUGCCCUCUUCUGCUGCCCCCUCGGAAUGGCUAACACCCGGGCCAUCGCGAGAUAGGAGCCCCACCAGGUUGGGCCCUCCCCAUUUCGGAUGCCUUACAUAAUACCUUGGAAAGUGAUUUACAUGCUGGGGUAUCCAGCCGUUCUGGGCCACGUCGCCCUGCCCAAAGCUCAUCAACCUACCCUCUUUUUGGG
Molecule: messenger RNA, 2573 nt
Organism: Plasmodium vivax (malaria parasite P. vivax)
Lineage: Eukaryota; Apicomplexa; Aconoidasida; Haemosporida; Plasmodiidae
Exons: 1
Coding region: 267-2168 (633 amino acids)
Biological process (GO): poly(A)+ mRNA export from nucleus
Cellular component (GO): nucleus
Source: RefSeq, a predicted model, not a curated record